This is a messenger RNA of Ambispora leptoticha, 942 nucleotides long. Lineage: Eukaryota; Fungi; Glomeromycota; Glomeromycetes; Archaeosporales; Ambisporaceae. The record is from the annotation of a GenBank genome assembly.
AUGGAUAAUCAACUUAAAAAUUUGUCAGAGCUUGAAGCAUAUACAUUUAGUCAAAGUAAUGCAUUUCAACAAGUAAUACAGCAACCAACGCCAGUUUAUAAUCAAGCUCCAACCAAAAAAGAUUGCACCCAAAGUACUACCAAAAAUACAGAAGAAAUUCUUGCCUAUAAUCAAUUAAAACUUAUACAAGAUGCUGCUCGUUUAUCCAAUAAACCUCAAGUUACUCCCAAGCCAAAAAGAUUUACUAAAGCGCAACAAAAACAAAAUUCUGAAAUGCUAAGUGACAUGACUUCUAGAUGUAUACGUGGUUCUAAAAACACUACUUCCUCAAAUCAAAGUUUAAAACCAGCUGAUUCAACCAGCCAAAUUCGAUCACGACCAAAAAUGAGUAAGGAAGAACUUGCACAAGCACGAUUAGUUAGACGACAAAAUAUGGCUUCUUUAGCACAUAGGGCAGUUACAGGUAUGACUACACAAAUACAUAUUAUGGAUCUUUUUAAAAUGGUAUCUCCUGCUAUGCGUGUUGAACUUCGAAAGGCUUUUAUGGGAAAAGAUGACAUCUCAUCUGAGCCUAUGCAAAUUGCUAAUCUUGCUGAACAAGGAAUUGAGAUACCACAAGCUACUGUUGCUUAUGUAUCUGGUUACAUUGAUGAUGAUAAAUUUAAUAAUUGUAUUCUUGACUCAUGUUCGAAUGUUAAUAUGAUUGAUGGAGAGUUUUUUAAUUCUCUUGGUGACUUUUUAAUAAUCGAAAAUUUGGGUCAUCCUAUUGUACUUGGAACAAAAUGGAUUAAACAAGUUGGAGGAUCUAUAGACAUUCUUUAUGAUAUAUUUCAAAUGAUUGUUGAUGAAGAAACUUUUUAUGUGCCAAUUCAAACUGAACGUAUUUGCAAUUUGGCAAUACAAGAUUUUGAUACUGAUAUAUCUACUCCUGCUGAAAAGUGA